AAUAAGUACAUUCCACAUGGUGGUAAGUGACAUGAAAACAAAAAACAGGGCAAUGUGACAGAGAGUUUUUGGAAGGAAUCUUUAAAUACAAUGGUCAGAGAAUUCCGAAAUGAGAAAAGCUAUAUAGACAUAAAAUUGCAAUGUGUGCCAGAAAAUUCUAAGGGUGAGAAAUUAAUCCUAGCAAGAGAUAAGGUUAGAAUGGUAAGAUGGGGUUCAUGAAGAACCUUGCAUGCCAUGAUAAAGAAUUUGAAAUUUGAAUUGAAGGUAAUGAAAAAUCACUGGAAGGUUUUAAGAUGGGAGGUGGGGAAAUUCUUGUUUUAGAACGUGGUAUAUGCUCUAUUAUACUUUUUAUGUUCUGCUUUUUAAACUUAUUUGUAAAUAUUUUCCUAUGUUGCUCAUAAUCUUCCUGUAAAUUAUUUUUGGAGGUUUAUCUUUUUGUAUAUACUGAGCAAGUUUGUAUAUUUUUACUUUGAGUAUUAUAGAGAUAGGAUAGUGCACCCCCAUUAAAUGAAUUCUGUAUCGUAGGUGUCUGACUGCUUUCCAAGCAGGAUGGUUCAUAUGCUGUUGAGCAAAUAUUUGGACAAAAUUUCCCAUUUAAAUAUCAAUGCUUGCCAUGGAAUCAUUUAGUGUCAGAUUCAUUAUACGGUCCAACACACAGCUGAGAGUCAGGCAACACACACAAGGCAGAAUAUGCAAGUGUUAGUGUCAACUUUAUAAGAAGAAAGACAGUCUCUGCCUACUGAAGGAAGACAUAUACAGAUCCCAUAGAAAUCUUGGAUAAAGUGCAGCUUCAGUAAGGGCAAAUAUAGGGAAAGACAACUGAUGAGUUGAAAAGACAUAGCUGAGGUUCAAGGAGGCUUGAGAGAGAGCAUCAGAAAGGAGGUAUAAUAGCCUAAAGACAGAAUAUCUAAUAAGUGGGACUAGGGUAGGUGAGUAUAUAAAAAUCAUAAAAGGAAAAUUUUUUCUAACAAAAACAUUUUAUUCCCUGGGUUUUUAUGCAGAUAUAUCCAAGCAAUGGAAAAGGGAAACCAAACCAAUGUCUCUGAAUUUCUCCUCUUGGGCUUCUCCAAUUGGCCAAGGCAGCAGGCACUCUUCUUUGCACUUUUUCUGUGCCUCUACCUAACAGGACUGUUGGGAAACUUACUCAUCUUGAUGGCUAUUGCUUCAGACCAUCUUCUCCACACACCCAUGUAUUUUUUCCUUGCCAAUUUGUCCUUGGUAGACCUCUGUCUUUCUUCAACUACAGUUCCCAAGAUGUUGCAGAAUAUCCAAACACAGACUCAGUCCAUAUCCUAUUCUGCCUGCCUAGCUCAGAUGUACUUCAGUAUAAUGUUUACCAACAUGGACAAUUUUCUGCUCACAGUGAUGGCAUAUGACCGUUAUGUGGCCAUCUGUCACCCUUUGCAUUACUCCACCAUCAUGACCCAGUACUUCUGUGCCUGCCUGGUGGCUGUUCCCUGGGUCAUUGCCACUUUGAACCCCCUCUUGCAUACCCUUUUGAUGGCCCGUCUGUACUUCUGCUCUAACAAUGUCAUCCACCAUUUCUUCUGUGAUAAUAACUCUCUUCUCCCUCUAUCCUGUUCUGACACCAGCCUUAAUCAGUUGAUGGUUCUGACUGUGGUGGGGCUGCUCUUUGUGGUACCUUCAGGGUGUAUCCUGGCAUCCUAUGCCCACAUCAUCUCUUCUGUGAUGAAAAUCCCUUCUGCCCAAGGAAAACUCAAGGCUUUCUCCACCUGUGGAUCCCACCUUGCCUUGGUCAUUCUUUUCUAUGGAGCAAUCACAAAGAUCUAUAUGACUCCCAUAUCCAAUCAUUCAACUGACAAAGACUUAGUGGCAUCAGUAAUUUUUAUUGUGGUAGCCCCUGUACUGAAUCCCUUCAUUUACAGUCUAAGAAACAAUGAACUGAAGGGAGCUUUAAAGAAGGUCCUAGGCCACAGAAAAAUCUUCUCCCAGUGA
Messenger RNA from Loxodonta africana (African savanna elephant), 1956 nucleotides. RefSeq names its product putative olfactory receptor 1F12P. The coding region runs from base 1015 to 1956 and encodes 313 amino acids. Gene Ontology annotation, cellular component: plasma membrane. Gene Ontology annotation, molecular function: G protein-coupled receptor activity; olfactory receptor activity. The record is from RefSeq and is a predicted model, not a curated record. The transcript has a single exon. Lineage: Eukaryota; Metazoa; Chordata; Mammalia; Proboscidea; Elephantidae. Gene Ontology annotation, biological process: G protein-coupled receptor signaling pathway.